AUGGCGAGGCAGAACGAACCACAAUUUCAAAAACUGACGGCCGAAGACAAAGCCGCAAUUCGACGUGAGAAAGUCAGAUUGAAUGUGAAGGCUUAUCGACAACGGCAAAAGGAGAAACAGGACAGCCCGCCUGGGGAUUCUCGAACAAACGGCACAUGUAACCCCCUGCACAUAACACUCCGCUGGGUUCCAGAGAAACGACCAAAAUCACUGAGUGAAACGAGGCAUCGUAACCAAAAGCCGAAAAGAGCCUGGACCACCAAAGAGUCCGAUGCAAAGAUCAAAGAGGUCAACCGUUUGUCGACGAAAGGUCUUUCUCUGGUCCACCAACCGAAUCUGGAGACACAGUACACGAACGCUUUGCUCGACCAAUUUCUCUUCAGAUUCCUUCCUCGGGGCUGGACGCAAAAGCCAUCAACGAGUCGACAAGUAAGACUAGCAGCGCCGUGCGCAUCGUGGAUCACCCGAUCGUUUGACCUUGCUUACCACCAGGGCCAAACCGCAGUCAGAGACCUGCUGCGCACCAUCGCGCUUGGAUUGAUUGCGAUUGAGGAGGGCAGGGAAGAUUUCUGGAGGAAGUCACUGGUUUCGUACCGAAUGGGCCUGACAGACGUCAGGCAGCGUAUCGUCCAUGUUGGACAGACUAAAGUUGAUCCCACUGAUCUGUUGGCCCUGCUGCUAUCGUGCCAUGUCGCAGCCAUGUUUGAACUCGCUGUCAAUGCUUCGCUGUUUGACAUGAUACACCAUAUCGAUGGGAUUGGUGCGUUGAUAAUGCACGCAGCAUCUGACAAUGGCCAUCUCUCGGAGUUCUUCUGCGACGUGAUUGAAGAAUUCCGCAUUAUGGAGAUGUGCUUCUGUUUAAUUAUGCGACGAACAUCUUCGUUAUUAGGCCUUCAGGAUCGGGCAAUCUAUGUCGAUGCCGAUGGUACUUCACUUACAAGUUCUGGGAAAUCUGUGUCCCAUAUGGGGACAUUGAUUAAUAUUGCUGACAGGAUAUGUGUGGCUAUUGUCAAAUGCGAUGGUCUACAACCACUCUUGGAUACCAAUCAGACAAUCGCCAGCCUUCUUCAAAUCAUGAAAACGUCGUACGACGUCCUGGACGACUUGGAAGCGUGGAAGGAAGACUUCCUUGCGAUAUACGGAUCGUCUAUCUACCAUCUUGAGGAUGAACCAUCCAGUAAAGAGUUGGAGUUCUCCAGCUUAACUGUCGGUUCAACCUGGUGUUAUCACCUUGCGUACAGGUUGUUUGCAUUGGACACGCUUCUCUCUGCAAUGCAGUCACUCUCUAAAAUCGGGAAAAUGGGUGUGUUGUUCUGCGAAUCGCCACCCAUCUCUGAUGAGGGCAGCCUAGUAUCUGUGCAGGCUGAUAUGCUCAGUACUGGGCGCCUUUUGCUAAGGUCGCUGCCAUGGUUUUACCAGAAAUCAAUUGGCGUAACAGGGCGCACGCUGUCGAUCAUGCCCCUAGCAGCGGUAUGGCGCGCAUUUUCCAACGAAGUUUGGCACAACUCUCCCGCGCCCAUUGCGCUCUCCAAAGGUAGCAACGCUGCAGAGGUGCCUAAUUCCGCGCCUGAGCUCUUGAGUCAGGAUUUAGCCAUGUAUGAACAGCUAGCUCUCAGUGCGAAGGCUGUCGGGCUCCCGCUGGUGUCUGAACAAUGGGUCGCAUAUCAAGAGACAGUCUUUCCACGGACGAAAUGA
Molecule: messenger RNA, 1695 nt
Organism: Exophiala bonariae
Lineage: Eukaryota; Fungi; Ascomycota; Eurotiomycetes; Chaetothyriales; Herpotrichiellaceae
Exons: 1
Coding region: 1-1695 (564 amino acids)
Source: RefSeq, a predicted model, not a curated record